Colletotrichum fioriniae is the source of this 927-nucleotide messenger RNA. It is a transcript of the gene CBR1, whose product is annotated as NADH-cytochrome b5 reductase. The record is from RefSeq and is a predicted model, not a curated record. Gene Ontology annotation, molecular function: oxidoreductase activity. NCBI's taxonomy places the organism in Eukaryota, Fungi, Ascomycota, Sordariomycetes, Glomerellales, Glomerellaceae. Gene Ontology annotation, cellular component: endoplasmic reticulum.
AUGUCCGAAUUGACUACCCGCAAAUACUUUGACAACAUCUACAUUCCCGCUGGUCUGAUCGUCUUCGGAUGCUUCAUCACCAAGCGCGAAUGGACGCCGUACGCUGUUGCCCUGGCGCUCGCGCUGGCAGCCUACAAGUUCAACGCCAUGCAGAUCAAGAAGGUCCUGAAGCCUGAUACCUUCCAGGACUUUGAGCUCAAGGAGAAGACCAUCAUCUCGCACAAUGUCGCCAUCUACCGCUUCAACCUCCCCAGCGAGAAGGCCAUCCUCGGCCUGCCCAUCGGUCAGCACAUCUCCAUUGGUGCCAACUGCCCCCAGCCUGAUGGCACCACCAAGGAGAUUGUGCGCUCCUACACUCCCAUUUCUGGCGACCACCAGCCCGGCUACUUCGACCUCCUGAUCAAGUCCUACCCCACCGGUAACAUCUCCAAGUACAUGGCGUCGAUGAAGGUUGGACAGACGCUCAAGGUCAGAGGUCCCAAGGGCGCCUUCGUCUACACCCCGAACAUGGUCCGUCACUUUGGUAUGAUUGCUGGCGGCACUGGUAUCACUCCCAUGCUCCAAAUCGUUCGCGCUGUCAUUCGUGGCCGCCCCACCGGUGACAAGACCGAGAUUGACCUCAUCUUCGCCAACGUUACCCCUCAGGAUAUCCUGUUGAAGGAGGACCUGGACGCCCUUGCCAAGGAAGACGCUGGCUUCCGUGUGCACUACGUUCUUGACAAGCCCCCUGCGGGCUGGACCGGCGGCGUCGGUUACGUCACCGGCGACAUGAUUACCAAGCUCCUUCCCAAGGCUGCCGACGACGUCAAGCUUCUGCUUUGCGGUCCCCCGCCCAUGGUCAGCGGACUGAAGAAGACGGCCGAGACCCUUGGCUUCAAGAAGGCCCGCCCCGUGAGCAAGCUCGAGGACCAAAUCUUUGCUUUCUAA